AUGACGUACCCGACCACCAUUCAACGGUUCGAAGUUUCUGCACCUGGGAAAGUGAUUCUUCAUGGGGAACAUUCCGUUGUGUACGGACAGCCGGCUAUUGCUGGAUCAAUUGGACUGCGUACCUACCUCAACUAUAGUGCACUUGACCAUUCGCCGACUUCAUCACCCAUGAUCAUCAUAGAGUUCCGAUCGAUUCCAUUAACUGCCAGCCUUACGGUGGAAAUGUUUGAAGAGUUUCUGCGUGAAAUUGAUUGUAACGAAGCACUUCAACCGGAUGCCUAUUUGGAACAAUUACGCUCGCCGGGAGAUUUCCCAUUCGCACGCUUUGUGCAAGAUCCGAACCCCUGUCUAACGGAGACGACUUCAAAGGAACGAAUGUCCCUUGGCUGUACGCUGUACAUCUUUAAUCGCGUGCUACGAUCGGAAGGUGUACGAUCAAUCGAUCGAUCCUGCAUCGGCGCCGGUGGGUUUCGUCUAUCGCUCCAUUCGGAAAUGAGUAUCGGAGCAGGUUUGGGAAGUUCCGCCAGUUACGGUGUUUGUUUAGCUGCCGGAGCAUAUCAUCUUACCCGAAUUCUAAAAAAUGAACCUUCCAUGAUGAGUGACCCGGCUGUGCGGAAGAAGAUCUACCAAUGGUCGUUCGAUUCCGAGAUCAUUAUGCACGUAAAACCGUCCGGGAUCGAUAACGAGAUCGCGACCAACGGUGGAUUGGUUCGGUUUCGGCGCGGUACCGGAGUAGACAAGGUCAUCACGCUGCGUCGCCCAGUACACGUACUGAUCGUGGACACGGGUGUUAGUCGUAGCACGGCAAUGCUUGUUGCUCGUGCGGCACAACGAUUGGAAUUGUUCCCCCGAACGAUCGGUCCAGUGCUGGAAGCGAUGGGUGGACUGGUCGAUGAAGCGAUUGCACUGCUCGAAUCCGACGAUGAUCCGGACACGGUAUACGAUCGGCUUAGCUCUCUCAUUAGCAUCAAUAACAAUUUACUACGUUCGUUGGGGACAAGUCAUCCGGCUUUGGAGAAAAUAUUUGCCAUCGCCGAACGGUACGGGUUCGCCAGCAAGUUAACCGGUGCCGGUGGUGGAGGUUGUGGCUUUGUGCUGCUUCCGGCCGGAUACCGGGAGCUUGAUUCAUUCCAACAGCUGACGGGUGCACUAAGCGAGGCUGGUUUCCGUUCGUUCGAGACGACCAUUGGUAUCGGGGCGGGUUUUACGCUUUGCUAA
Molecule: messenger RNA, 1218 nt
Organism: Anopheles marshallii
Lineage: Eukaryota; Metazoa; Arthropoda; Insecta; Diptera; Culicidae
Product: mevalonate kinase
Exons: 1
Coding region: 1-1218 (405 amino acids)
Biological process (GO): cholesterol biosynthetic process; isoprenoid biosynthetic process
Cellular component (GO): cytoplasm
Molecular function (GO): ATP binding; mevalonate kinase activity
Source: RefSeq, a predicted model, not a curated record